UUUCCUGGAGCGGGAAACUUGGACGAAUUCUGGAGAGUGUUAUCAAAGGGAGAAAACCAUGUCAUAGACGUGCCGCCGGACAGAUGGAACAUAGAUGCAUGGUAUCAUCCGGACGCUCCUGGGAAGAUGUACACACGAAAACUGGGCGCUGUCAAAGGACACGAUGAGUUUGACAAUCUUCUGUACGGAAUCAGCGAAUCAGAGUCGAUUAAGAUGGACCCUCAGCAGAGAUUUGUGCUGGAUUCGGUCCAUAUGGCACUGGAGGAUGGUGGGUUUACCAGGGAACAGCUUCGGGGCAGUAAAACUGGUGUCUAUAUAGGAUCGAUGAAUACAGACUACUCAGACAUCCUUUCAAAACACGUAGAAGUGGCUGAUAAUUACCACUUGACUGGAUCUGCCAACAGUAUAGUGGCCGCCCGGGUAUCUUAUGUGUACGAUCUCCGCGGCCCGGCUGUUACCUUGGAUACGGCCUGUUCCUCUGCUCUCAUGGCCAUCCAUUUGGCCUCACAGGGCCUUUCCACAGGCGACUGUGACGUUGCUCUGGCUGGAGGAGUCAAUCUGGUCAUGUUACACAUUUCCGGGGUGUACCUGAGUCAAGCACGGAUGGCCUCCCGUGUUGGUCAGUGCCAAGCCUUCUCAGCAGAUGCUGACGGAUACGUAAGAGGAGAAGGUUGUGGGGUUGUUGUACUGAAAAGAUUGUCUGAUGCUUUGAAAAGCCGAGACAAAAUCUGGGGCACGAUCAUCAGAACAAACCAAGAUGGCCACAUGACACAGCCGAUUACAGCUCCCUCUGGUGAUCAACAGAAACAACUUCUAGAAGAUAUGUACAGCCGUCACAAUAUCGACAAAUCUACAGUGCAGUACAUUGAAGCACACGGCACAGGUACCCCUGUAGGAGACCCUAUAGAAGCGAACUGCCUCGGCAGAUUUUUCGGACAAGAUGGCAAGUCCCGACAUAUUGGUUCAGUGAAAACAAACAUUGGACAUCUGGAGUCAGCGGCAGGAGCGGCGGGGCUCAUUAAAGUGCUGCUCAUGAUGAAGCACGAGACCAUAGUGCCAUCACUGUUCAGCUCAAAGCUCAACCCAAAGAUUGAGUUUGAAAAGUACCAUCUCAAAGUGCCUACUGAUUGCGUCCCAUGGGAAGAGCUGCCCUCCGGAGGUAGGGCAGCUGGUGUUAACUCUUUUGGGUUUGGGGGGUCCAACUGCCACGCUUACGUCAAGCAGUAUGUGAAAACUGAUCCACCAGUACCGCCUAAACCACAGAAAAAUGGGUACAGAAUGAUUGCUGUGUCAUCUAGAAGUUCGUCUGGUUUGAAGGCCAAUAUCCUCCACCUGAAAGACGCGGCUGAAAAAAAUCCCCUAGACAUGGAUGCUCUGUCCUUUACGUCAACAUGUCGACGAGAUCAUCACGAAUACCGUUUGGCUUUUCAUGCCAGUGACCAGCAGGAGUUGAUAGCUGAACUAGGUAAACACCGUGUCUUUGAAAAAGUUCAACCAGCCAAAAAACUGCGCGUCAUUUAUGUGUUCUGUGGAAUGGGGACUGUUUGGAAGGGAAUGUGCAUUGAUCUCUUGGAUAAAGAGCAGGUUUUCAGGGACCAGUUAGAAGAAAUUGACACAUUACUGAAAGAAUUCAACUCUGUUUCUGUAAUAAAUGAACUCAGAAACCAAAGCAAUAUACACGACCCUGCUGUUGAGCCCCUGGUGCUUUUCGCUUGCCAGGUGGGACUGACGGCCGUGUGGCGCCACUGGGGAGUGGAGGCUGAUGCUGUGAUUGGUCAGUCUGUAGGGGAAGUGGCUGCCGCCCACGCCGCCGGGAUUCUGUCCCUCAGGUCGGCAGUAGCUGUGAUCUACCACAGAACUAAGCUACUCUUACAAUCAGUUGGAGGCAAAAUGCUGGUAAUUGGGAAAUGUCCUGUUGAAAAAGUGGAAGAACUUUGCCAUGAGCAAGGCGGUGGCGUUAACGUCGCCGUGUACAACAGUCCUACAAGCUGCACCGUUUCCGGUGACGACGAAGCGGUGACCUCUGUUCGGAAAUGUCUCGAAUCUUUGGAUCAACCUGACAUGAUAAUCACAGAGCUUUCUGUGAAAACAGCUUAUCACUGCCACAAACAAAAACCCCUGGCAAAUUCUCUCAUCAAGGCCUUAAAUGGACUGAAGGGACAAGACGCACAGCUCGACAUCGUUUCUACAGUUACUGGUCACUUGGCAUCUUCAACAGAUUUUAAAACAGCAGAAUACUGGGUGAAAAAUCUCACAGACCCUGUUAAAUUUUAUCAGGGUUUAUUGAAUGCAACAGAUGGUGACAAAUUCAACGUAUUUCUCGAAAUAGGACCACGCCCGGUACUUCGAGCUCAUUUCAACGACGUUUUUAGUAUCGGAUAUAGCAAUGGAAUGGUUGUAUCCUCAAUGGAGAAGAUGUCAAACACUGAAACCAUGGUAAGCAGCCUUGGGAAGCUUUUUAGCCAUGGUGUGAAUCCCAGGUGGGCUUCUGUUAUAGUGCAGGGUGUUACACAGCUGACUGUGGAACCCAAAUACCAGUUUCAGAGAACGAAAGGUUUAUUUGAAUCUGAAAAAUCUCUCUUAGAACGCCAGGGGCUGCCAACUGUGAAUGGGAGACAUCCGUAUGUGAAUCGAGUUUCCGGGAAUCUUCUCACAAUGGAAAUCCGGAUAAAUGAAAAUGACACGCCAUUUGUUUACUCACAUGUUGUCGGCGGAGCGGCAUUUGUCCCGGGAUCUUUGUUCGCUGAUGUCGCCUUUGAAUACGCAACAGAAAUAUUUGAAAAUGUAGUGCAAGAUGUACGAGUGUCUGUGCGCUUGUUGAAGCCUGUUGGUGUCAUGAAGGGCCGUAGCCAGACAUUAACUUUGAUGACUGAAGCACAAUCUUCACACAGCGCCAGCUUCAGGAUUUUACACAAAAACUCUGCGUGUGUGUUUGGUGAAGUAGUCAAAUCCGGAGAUUCAUUCGAGCCCAAGCCCUGGGACAUAGCCGCUGUCCGCAUGCGGUGUACAUCUUCGAUGGACAAAAACGAGAUAUAUCACAGGUUGAGGCAGUUCGGAUUUGCGUAUGGCGAGCAACUUCAACUGAUCACGAAGUGUGAAGCCAAUUCCGUGGAGUGCUUAGCAUGGCUAAGCGUCAGCGAUCUCGUGAAAACACAGAUGUGUAAAACUCAUCUACAUCCCUCCAUUCUGGAUGCUAUCAUGCAGUCUACCUGUGCAAUUUACUUCAGUACCGAGUCUUACUGGGAAGACCGUAUACCUUCCAUUCUUGGCGAGAUUAGCAUCUACAGGAAGAUCACUGGGGACAUGAUGUGUUAUAGUAAACAGAUGAGUCAGUCCAAUGGGCAAUUUCAUUUUAGGGUUCUUCUACUAACACCUGCUGGCCAGGUGAUUGCAGAACUAAAAGACUUCGUUAUACAGAUUUUGAGCACCACAAAGACAACCGCAGAGGAUCUGGAAUACGAGCUCCAGUGGGUGCCAACUGAAAUCUCUACAAAGCCUCCUGAUAAAAGAGCAAUUUUGUUCAUUCACCGGAAGCGCAAACCGGACAAAAUUCUGAGUAAGCUGUCUGACUCUAUGAAGGUUAUUUCAACAGAGUCCACCUCAGAGCUGAUGAUACAAAUAGACAAAGUAUCUGGUGUCGUAUUCUAUGCAGACCUGGGUGAAGAGACUGAAGACUGUCUGAUGAGAUCAUCGACAGUAAUGUACGACAAUCUCAGGGAAGUCAUCUGCUUUCUGAUCAACAGCGGGAGCGACAUCCCAGUGUCCGUUGUGACGGUGAAUACACAAAUAGCAAAGGAAGUUUCCAGUGUUUCUCAGGUGAACCUGGAUGGGUCACAUCUAUGGGGCAUGAUGAGAUGUUUUGUAAUAGAGGACAACAGAAAGGGACAGUUGAUUGAUCUCCAUGACUUCACCAGGGCUACCAUAGACACUUUAACUAAUUCUUUGAAUCCACAGGCCUUUCAAGAAUUUGAUUUCAGAGAACUGAUGAUAUGCGAAGGAAAACCCUUUAAGUAUUUGGUGAAAGCUGCUCUACGUGUGAUGCCAAUCAGGGAGAAACUUGGCCGUCAAACCGAGACUAGUCAGCCUUUGGAUGUUGUCAGUCAUCGUAAGACACCGGAUUGUCCAUACGAAUUUCGGUUGGAAUAUUCCAAACAGACAGCAGAUACUUCAUCAAAAGGAGAAACAUUGUCGGUAAACGUGCAAUUUGUGGUAAUAACAAAACCUACCAGUUUUUACACCGAUGAGUCGCAAACGAAUUGGGACGAAGGGCAAAGACUGGUCUGUGUGGAGGCCCUUGGCACCACCAAAAGUACGUCAGAAACUGAGGACGUCAUUGUCCUUUGUCCAACAUUUGCCCGAACUGUUUUAACAGUUUCAAAAGCGAAUACAGUACCAAAGUCACUCAUUAAAGACUAUAAGCCUGGUGUGUUGAUAUGUUUGGCGAUGAUAGAAAACAUGACCCAACCAAUUCCCUCCGAUUCUCACGUGGCCGUCAUAACUGAACCGCAGUCCAGAUGUUUUGGUCAGUUGGUGAAAGCUGUUUUAAACUAUAAAGGAUGCAUGAGCGUGGGGAUUUAUGAAACACUAACACAUGGAAGUAUCCCAAAAGACACAUCGCACAUGAUUUUGUUUUCAAGGUGUCCAGCCGAAUUCUUCAAAACAGAAGAUACUGAUCAGACAAUAGAAAUAAUUGCCAUUGAAGGCUUUGCAAGAGAAAGAACAGUAGGCAUCCUACUUAUGAAAAAGAGGAUGUUUACUUCUCGAUUAAUUAGACUAUCGGAAGUGCUACAGGCUGACAAGAUUACGAAAUGCUUGGAACAAAUAUCGACCAUGCUGUCAACGGAAUGGAGAGGAUUAAACGAAAUCUUGAGCACAUUUGAAGAAAAACAUCUUGAAAUCUUCGUGUCGCACGUCAUUCAUGUUGCAGAUCAGUCAGUGCCUUUGUGUGUUACUGAACGGACGCUUUUCCGAGGAAAUGCGUCAUAUGUUAUAGUGGGAGGCCUGACGGGCCUAGGCUGGUUGAUUGUUCAGUUCAUCGCAGAAAUGGGCGGUGGUCUGAUCGCUAUUACGUCACGGAGGACACCAGACGCGGACGCCCAGGAAAAGAUGCGAAAACUAAGCCAGGAGACCAAAGCCAAAAUUGAAUUUCUACAGGCAGAUGUGUGUGACUUGAGCUCUCUUGAAAACGCCUUCGUGAUCCUACAGGCAAAGUACCCUGAUCACGCAGUCAAGGGAAUAUUUCAAGGUGCUGGUGUGCUGAAGGAUUCUCUGUUGCUCUAUUCCACAGCCGAAGAUUUCGAAAAAGUUGCCUCGCCUAAAAUCCAAGGUUCUUUAAAUCUACAUAAGCUGUGUAUGAAACUUGGUCUAAAGUUGGACUACUUUAUUUUACAAUCUUCAGUCGCAUCUGUUUUCGGAAAUCCAGGCCAGACAAGCUAUGGUGCAGCUAACAGUUUUCUCGACACACUCGCCAACUACCGUCGUCAAAAGGGUUUGAAAGCACAGUCUCUAAACUGGGGACCAUUAUGUGUAGGAAUGGCUGUGAGGGACGAGUCCGUAGUCAGCAGCUGGAAAAGCGCAGGGUUUGAAGCCAUGUGUGAAGAGGGCAUUCGAAAAUGCUUAACGCAUGCAUUGUUGUCCAGCAAAGUACAGAUGUGCUUUGCUGAUCUUAGCGUCAAAGUGGAAGGCACAUCACAAGACAUACGAGCGGUUUUGAAUGGUUCUGCGCAAGGUGUAUCUGGGUCACAAUCCGAGAACGUAGAUAUUGACUUAUCGUCAAUCCAGAGAAUGAAUGAAGAGGACAGAAAACACUCUCUCUGGAAGUAUGUCAAGGCUCUUGUGACCAGUAUGAUCCCAGUGUCGCCAGAUCUACUUCAACAUUCAACUCUUUUCUCUGAGGUAGGACUCAAUUCAAUGGUAGCCGUUUCCUUUACAAACAGAGUGAGGGCCGAUACAGGAAUCCAUCUACCUGCUACUCGUCUACUCUCAGAAGACCUCAAGCUGAUAGACAUUCUGGCAGAAAUCGACAAUGCUUUGACGAAAAACAAGAGUUCCACCACUGAUACAGAGAGGAUGUCGUCCAAACUCUCACCACUGAUUUCACCGACACAAGGCCUUAUCUAUCAAAUCCAUCAGCAACGUUUUCGAAAUGAUGUCGAUGUCCUAAUUUGGACAGAAUUGAACACCACAUUGGUGCUUUCUAAGGAAAACAUCAAAGCCGCCGUGUACAAAGUGGUCGAGAGAAAUAAACCAAUAAGAACGAUAUACAAGCAGAAUGGAAAUCGUGUAGAGCCUGUCCUGUUGGAAACAUUUCAACUUCCGGAUAUUAUAGAACUCCGCGGAGUUGAUGAAGAUAUCACACAACAGUUUUCAAGCAUACUGAAGCAACCUUUCGACCUGAGCAAAGACCUGCCGUUCAGGAUCAUUUAUAACCAGUCUAAUAUCUCCAGUUCUAAGAUCAAGUUUAUUUUCCAUCCAAUAAGCUUUGAUCAAAGAGCAGUUCAUCUGUUUAUCAAUGAGUUCAAAAGCGUUUUGCUCUCUGAAGAUUUGCUGGAAGUAAAGGAUAUCGAUAUUCCACAGGAAAUUUUCAAAAUUCUAAACCCUCAGUUUACGAAACUUGAGAGAUUCUGGGAGAAGCGCCUGAAUCCGUCUAAUGACUUGCCUCUUCUGUCAUUGUCCACAUCGCCGGAAGACCACAUACCCCCUGGAUCGGAGAAAACCAUAUCUCUUUAUUGUCCAACAGAUGUCGUCAUCGACAUUAUCAAAAUGUCAGAAAAGUUGAAAAUCACAAUGUUUCAGCUUUUAGUGAGUGCCCUUCAUCUUCUGUGGCAUGUGUUGACUGGAGAGGACAAAGUUGGACUUCUGAUGGACAUUGACACACGCCAGCAUGUCCCAGCCCUGAAGAACGUCAUGACUCACUGCGUGAACUACCUACCUGCUAUUGGCUCCUUUGACCAAGACAUUACAAUUGAGAGUUUCUUACAGAGCAACUCAGCUGAGACAUAA
Molecule: messenger RNA, 7002 nt
Organism: Liolophura sinensis
Lineage: Eukaryota; Metazoa; Mollusca; Polyplacophora; Chitonida; Chitonidae
Biological process (GO): fatty acid biosynthetic process
Molecular function (GO): 3-oxoacyl-[acyl-carrier-protein] synthase activity; fatty acid synthase activity
Source: RefSeq, a predicted model, not a curated record